Molecule: messenger RNA, 3293 nt
Organism: Sus scrofa (pig)
Lineage: Eukaryota; Metazoa; Chordata; Mammalia; Artiodactyla; Suidae
Gene: HSH2D
Product: hematopoietic SH2 domain containing
Cellular component (GO): cytoplasm
Source: RefSeq, a predicted model, not a curated record
UUUUUUUUUUUUUUUUCCUGCCCCCCCCCCCACGAGCUGCUGUCAAUCCAAGCCAUUGGCAUUGUAGUUUGUUUUUUUUUUUCUUUUUUUGAAUUAAAACCAACAUACCAGCAAUAGUCUGCUCUCCCCUUGGAAUCUCUUAACAUGCUCUGUUUACAUUGAUAAAUGCACUUAAGGAAAACAGACAGAUUAAAGUUCAUUUUAAAGUUAACAGAUUUUUCGGUCCACAUUUUCCAUGUAGGUACACACAUGUGGCCAGAUGUUGGGCAGCAAAUUCACACAAGAUGCCUGCUGUUUAAAACAUAGCCCAGGCCAGCAGGGGGCCUCAGGUCUGGCCAAGGUUAAAGUAGAGGUGACAGUCACCCCAAGCUCUGAGGAAGUGACACCAUCAUCACAAGGCUGACUUGGGAAAGCAGGUGUCCCAACCUCACCCCCUCCCCCAAUGCACACACACAGCACAGGAAAACAAGGUGUCUGUCCUCAGCAUUCACUUUGUACAUCACACCCUCGGCUGAACCCACUGGGUCAAACUUGGUGCCCAUCAUGCCACCAAGAUUCUCCCCCAGAUCCUACUUCAGACCCUCCAGCACAACCUUGGACUGAGCCUCAGUUCCCUCAUCAGUGUCUUGUUAAAUGGGUGCAAUGGUAGUUCCUACCUCAGGGUAGCUAUGAAGAACUGGUGAGGUGGUGCAUCCAAGGCCUUGUAGCCUCCAUCAGCAUCAUUCUUGUGCUGAAAGAGAAAAACCCACCUUUCUUUUUACUACUUGACUGUAAUGGGGAACAGGUCAUCCAGAUAGCUUACAGCUUUGAGCUGUAUUUGCCCCCAUAAUGCCCCAAACUUCUGCCAGUCACCCACAUCCAGGUCAGGGGGAGUCCUUAAACUCCUUGGUCCCACCUUGUACCCAGCCUCUUGCUCAGAGUCGUAACUUUUUCUUAUUUCUAAGGACUUUGGUGGGCAAGGGGCUCCUCGGCUACCAUCCCCUUGUCUUGAGACAGAUGACACCAUAGCUCUUUCUAAUAACAGCUUUAAUGAGAUGCCGUUCACACACCAUACAAUUCACAAACCAAAGUGUGCAGUUUGGUAGUUUUUAAUACAUUCACAGCGUUGUGCAGCUGUCACCACAGUCAAUUUUAGAACGUCUUUAUCAUCCAGUACCCAUUCGCCAUUGCUCCCUCUUCCCCCUACCCCACCCGCUGCAACCACUAAUCUACUUUCUGUCUCUAUGGAUUUGCUUAUGUUCGGGACAUUUCACAUAAAUAGAAUCAUACUCUGGUGUUUUGCAUUCUGGCUUCUUUCACUCAGCAUAAAGAUUUUGAGAUCCAUCAUGUCGGCAGCAUAUUGGAGCUUCAUCUCUUUCCAUGGCUGAAGAGUAUUCCAUUGUGUGGCUGGCUCACAUCUUUUGUGUGUUCAUCCACUGAUGGAUGUUCGGGUUGUCUUCACCUUCUGGACAUCUUGCGUGUUGUCUGCUUCUCAAGCAUGCCAAGUGUGUUCCUACCCCAGGACCUUUGACCCUACUGUUGUUUCCUCUUCCUCCAGCCUCUCCGGUGUAUGGACUUGUGUGGCAUUCUUCCCCCUGCGGACUGUGAGCUCCAGCAGGGCAGGGACAGUUCCUGUUUUGUCUUUUGCUUCAUCCCCAGCAGCUGGCAUGGUGCCCACCGUUGGGGCUCAGCCAGUGUUUGUGGAGUGAAUGAAUGAAUGAAUAGAACGGAGGCAUUGGAGAACGAAACAACCACGAAACUGAGUUAUAGAUGCUGGGAGGGCGGGGCCUGCACCCAUCUUGUGGUCACCUCUCCAUCUGAGAAUCUGGCACAUGAUCCUCAGGCUUGUCAAGGUCUGGAUGGAGCAAGGAUGUUCCUCCACCUGCACCCAGCGGGACUACAGACUGAGGGGAGGAGGGGGGAAGAGUCCCCGCCCAGGGCUCACCUGCUCAAGGAAACAGGAACCGCCUGGGGCCGCGCCCCGCCCCGCUGACGUGCAGACCCUGAACCGAAACCCAGGCUCCUGCAGGCACCAGGCACAGCCAGAGUGAGGGCUUCGGGCCCCCCAGGGGUCUCCCAGGUCACCCUCCACCUCCAGAAGCCAUGACAGAGGACAGAAGGCUGCCCCCACCACUGCCUCCACGACUGGACUGGUUCAUACACACCCAGGUGGACCAGCUGGCCCAGGGAGGUGUCCCAGCCUGGUUCCACGGUGCCAUCUCGAGAGAGGAUGCCGAGAACUUGCUGGAAUCACAACCACUGGGAUCCUUCCUCAUCAGAGUCAGUCACAGCCACGUGGGCUACACCCUCUCUUACAAAGCCCAAAACUGCUGCCGCCACUUCAUGGUGAAACUUUUGGAUGAUGGGAGCUUCGUGAUUCCUGGGGAAGACAGGGUUUAUGCCUCUCUAGAUGCCUUGGUUGCCUUCCAUCAGCAGCAGCCAGUGCGGCCACAUGAGGAUCUGCUGACGCAGCCAUGCCAGCAGAAAGAUCCAGCAAACAUGGAUUAUGAAGAUCUCUUCCUCUACUCCAACGCAUUAACUAAGGAGGCCACCUGGUCCACCUAUGGCCCCAGCAAACAUCAGAAUCCCUCCUGUCCCAUGGCCACACCUGAGGAGGACUCUGCAAAGCCAGUCCUGCUCCAUCGGCCCAAGGAAAGGAAGCCAGCAACAGAGCUAGUCGGGACAUCCACGGAGGAAGCCACUCCUUCCUGCCCCUCAAAAGCUCCUCUUGAGGAGACCCGCCAGAAACUCUGGAGGAACCUCAAGAUGCUCCCCCAGACAGGCAAGAAGGUCCAGCAGCACCUGAAAUCCCACCUAGGGGCGGUGAGCUCAUCAUCACGCUCAGACACCAGGGCUUCGGUGGUGACCCACAGCUCCAGAGCUGGGGCAGGCAACUCAGCCUGGGAAGAGAACAUGUACACAGACCACUUUGAGGCCACGUCCCUCGCUGGCCCCUCACAGCCCCAGCCUCCAAGAGACAGAGGUGAUCCCCCCAGGAAAGCCUUGAGGUCAAUCAGCUGGAGCGAGGCCACCACAAGGGUCAGGAGUUGGCACCAGGAGGUGAUGAGGGCCCUGUCCUCAUCACAGGCAUCCAAACCAGAGCCAAUAGGCUCAAAAGGACCACAGGACUGGCUCCCUGAGGAAUACCACCAACCGCCCCCCUUUGCCCCUGGGUACUGCUAGAGAAGACCUUGGCUCUGGGACCCUCACUUCCGGGGGCUGCUCAUACUGGAACCCACUACCCACUAGCCCUCAGGGGCCUGAGGAAUGUAAUAAAGAUGUUGCGUGGGUCUGGCCCUGCGAUUGCCAGUGGA